This is a messenger RNA of Symphalangus syndactylus (siamang), 2424 nucleotides long. RefSeq names its product Fas apoptotic inhibitory molecule (gene FAIM). Gene Ontology annotation, biological process: negative regulation of extrinsic apoptotic signaling pathway via death domain receptors. NCBI's taxonomy places the organism in Eukaryota, Metazoa, Chordata, Mammalia, Primates, Hylobatidae. The record is from RefSeq and is a predicted model, not a curated record.
UCCUGUGUGUCAGGUUGACUACGUCAUCCAUCCCUGACUCCUGGCAUGGCUUUGGACUGUGAUUUACUAAAUGUAGUUUCUCCCUGAUGGUGAGCGUACAAGUGGUUUUCAGUUUUUAGUUAUUGCAAAAAGUAAUUCAUUGAGUACCGUUGCAUCUGGGUUUUUGAGCGUGAUCAUUUGUGUAGAAUGAAUCCCACAAGAUUCGUUCUAAAACAAGAUAGAAUCCACGAUCUAUACCACAAGUCUUCUGGUAUAGAUUGUGAAAUGGCCCUCAGAAAAGUUAUUCUCAUUUUUGUACCUCCAGUAAGUAGCAUUUGGGAAUACUUGGCUCAAGGAGCUUCCUGAGUGAUUUUACUGGAGACUCCCCUCACUUCAUAAGGGGCCGGCCCGGAGAUGAAGAUGUCAACACUUGAGUGUGACUUGCAUUAUUGGCUGGCCCUACCUGGGGACUUUUGCUGAAAAGGGAACUAUGAGCAUCUGAGUAACUACUAUCAUCUGAGUAAUUUUUAAAGUGACUUCGGUUUAUCUUGAACGAAUCAUUUCAGUCCCCAAUAAGAAUAAACCUAAGUUAAGGCAAAAUUCAGGUGGAUUGGAUGAACAGUGGCAACAUGUUGGUGUUUAUUUAAGUCAUGCUCUGAAACUUAGGUGUUGGGUUGCUAGGGAAGGGAUUUUAAAAGAUUGAUGGGUAAGUAUGAGAUACUCAAAAAGCUUUCUUUGAAGACAUGUAAAAAGUUUCAAGUGCUUGGCAUCAUCUCCAUCAGUGAAAAUAAGUGAAAUAUGGUUUUUCAUCUUUUUUAUUUACAUUUUAAUAAAAUAUUUGCAAAAAUAGAGGGUUUUUUGUAUUUAUCAUUUUCCAGUUUGGUCAUAGAAUCUUGAAAAUUAAGUACAUGCAUAAGAGUUUAAAAACAACAGUGGAUUAAUUUCUUGCUCCCAAGUUUCAUUUGUUUAUUUUUCAGACAGAAUCUCCCUCUGUCGCCCAGGCUGGAGUGCAGUGGCAUGAUCUUGGCUCACUGCAGCCUCCACCUCCCGGGUUCAAGCGAUUCUUGUGCCUCAGCCUCUGGAGUAGCUGGGAUUUACAGAUGUGCACUACCCGCACAAAUUUGCCCGGCAAAUUUUUCUAUUUUUGCAGACAGGAGUUCACCGUUUUGUCCAGGCUGGUCUCGAACUAUUGACCUCAAGUGAUCUGACCGCCUUGACCUCCCAAAGUGCUGGGAUUACAGGUGUGAGCCAUCGCGCCUGGCCACUUUCUCCAAAAUUUUAAACCAAAGCCUUCUUUGGCAGAGCUAGGACUCUUCCUCUAUGGCCCAUUCUAUCCUAUGCUGCUUCCCUUUAUGAGGACACUCCCAUUGUUGUGCGAUAAUCAUCUCUUGGUCUCUCCAGACUCCCACUCCGUUAGCCCUCCUUACAGCCUAGAAAAAAUGACAGAUCUCGUAGCUGUUUGGGAUGUUGCUUUAAGUGACGGAGUCCACAAGAUUGAAUUUGAACAUGGGACUACAUCAGGCAAAAGAGUAGUAUAUGUAGAUGGAAAGGAAGAGAUAAGAAAAGAGUGGAUGUUCAAAUUAGUGGGCAAAGAAACAUUCUAUGUUGGAGCUGCAAAGACAAAAGCGACCAUAAAUAUAGACGCUAUCAGUGGUUUUGCUUAUGAAUAUACUCUGGAAAUUAAUGGGAAAAGUCUCAAGAAGUAUAUGGAGAACAGAUCAAAAACCACCAAUACUUGGGUAUUACACAUGGAUGGUGAGAACUUUAGAAUUGUUUUGGAAAAAGAUACUAUGGAUGUAUGGUGCAAUGGUAAAAAAUUGGAGACAGCGGGUGAGUUUGUAGAUGAUGGGACUGAAACUCACUUCAGUAUCGGGAACCAUGACUGUUACAUAAAGGCUGUCAGUAGUGGGAAGCGGAGAGAAGGGAUUAUUCAUACUCUCAUUGUGGAUAAUAGAGAAAUCCCAGAGAUUUCAAGUUAAUGAAUUUUAAUCUUAAGAAGUAAAGAUCAGGACUUUUUAAUUACUGUGGUAAUUAAAUGUGUUCAUUAUGUACUUAUCAGUACAUUUAGUCUACAGUGUUUUAAUUUUUUUAAAAGUUACAUGAAACUGUAACAUUCCAAGGGUCAGGAAAAAACCAAUUAUGUAUAGUCAUAAAAUUACAAUUUAUGAUGCAAAUAAUGUAAAAUGUUUUAAAGACAAAUGGCAAAUAAGAUAGAUAUGGACCAAAGUCACUAAUGUUUUACAACAGUAACCUUUACUAUAAUAAAUACUUUAAAAAAAAUCUGCUUGAUUUGUGUUUAUAUGUAUGGGUAAGUCUUUAUGUGUUUUUUAAUUUAAGUUUUAGGGUACAUGUGCACAAUGUGCAGGUUUGUUACAUAUGUAUACAUGUGCCAUGUUGCUGUGCUGCACCCAUUAACUCGUCAUUUAGCAUUAGGUAUAUCUCCUA